AUCAGCUGUGAGAGCGGCGUGGCGCCGUGUGCCGCCGCUCUGACCCGCUGUCAGUUGCCCGAGCCCUGUGCUACGGUUAGGACCGUGCAAUCGUCACCUUUUAACGACCACGAGCACGUAACUCGCGCGAUCGUAACCCUUCCAUCGAAAUAACGACCGGGCUUCCUCUUGUCGCCGCGUCGUUUAAUCGUUCGUCCCGUUUAAUCUUCCCGUCGCGAUCGAAACGGAAAUCACGAUCGUUGGCUAUCGCGAACAGAGAGGUGUUCGAUCUCGGUGGUCAGGCAUUCGUUUCCAAGCUGUUCCGAGCCGAUACUCUCUCGCUGAAAACACACACGCUCCGAGUAUUUUCCUGGAUGAUCAUCGCGAUACGUGUUGGAGUUGAAUAGAAGCCGUUUCGAAUAUCGUGGUGGUUUUGUGAUGGAAAAGUGAUCGGAGGUUAAUCGAGGGAGUAAACUCGACGAAACGGUGGACCGCAUGCUUCGCUGACCAAGUCUCAGGAUGAUCUGGUAGAGGAGGCGGCUGGUGGUUUGAUCGCGAGAAAUGGCGUGCGGAAUAUCUUUCCGAACGACUGCCACGAGCACGGUACUUUUCCUCCUGGUACUGCUGCAGGCGGCACUGGUGUGGGACGAAGUACACAGCGCUCCAGCGAAAAGGAACGACAUCCUAGCGGGCACGGAAUUUCUGUCAGUCUUCAUAAACGGCGCCAUGGCGACGCCACCCCAGCGACGCAGAGGUUUCAGACGAGGAGGACACACGACGACGGUCGGGGACAGCGCGACGGCGGAGUCGCAUCAGCACGAGGCCUCUAUUUACCGGAUAUCUCGAAAUCCAGCCAACAGACAGGUCGUUCCAAGAGCGCGGAACACCAGUGGCCGAGAAGAGGUCGUUCGGUUCUACCCUAUAAGUCACAAAACGCUCGAGAACAGGCAACAGAAUCUAGCCUCGUUGAUCGAUGAAUUGGGCACCAGCAGCGAUAUAUCGUCCACGAGACUAACGCCGCAAAGUUCCAGCACCACGGUCACCUCGGUGGCAUCCAGAGAAAAGUCAUCGAGAACAAACGCUACCAGUAACGCGCCCAACAAGCCAGUCAGUCGGCAAAAGGUCAUAGGCGUCAGCGUGACAUCCACAGUCGAAGCGACACCGUACAAGGUCAGGGUGGAGCAUUACGACGGUAGCGACGCGACUGUCGUCACCCCGUCUCCAAGAUCUGCCAGCAGUUCUCUGAGAGAAUCGUCGAAAGACACCAGAAGCACCACAGUCAGGUCUCUCACCGCGAGAACGAGUCCUAGCAGCACUACUAUCAGAACAACGACAGUCCCAACAAAGACGUCGACAGUGAUACCAUCGUCUUCCAGCUUCGUUACGGAGGAGCUCAGCAACAUUGUAUCCGAAUCGAACAGGAGUGAGUUUUCCGUCGACGAAGGUUCACCGAGUACCAGUUGGCGGAGCCAGGGUGCAGUGACCCCUGGACCAGCAGCGAGACACACCGCUACCUACGGCGACCAGCAAACAGAGACUAACCUCACCUCGUCCAACUCUCAGGAGGACAUGAUAACCCUUCCUACGGAAGAGAAUUACGAACUCCCCGAAGAAGACUCGGAACCGAAGGAGUACAACGAAGAACCCGUCGAAGAACGCUUCCAGGCUCAAGGUCGAAAGGCUGGCAGACACUACGACGCUUCCCAGUACAAUCGACCCGGUUCCAAAGUGUACUCUCAACCCUCGAAGAGCUACAAAUCGCCCAGACCCUACGAGCCAGCGAAACUGUACAACGAACCGGCGAAGGUGUACGGGGAACCUGAGAAAGUGUACGGGGAACCAGCGAAGGUGUACAGCGAGCCUGCCAAGGUUUACAGCGAACCAGCGAAAGUGUACGGGGAGCCAGCCAAGGUGUACAGCGAGCCUGCCAAGGUCUACGGCGAACCUGAAAAAGUGUACUCGGAACCGUCCAAGGUCUAUUCGGAGCCGGCUAAGAUAUACUCGGAGCCUGCUAAGGUUUACUCGCAACCCGCCAAAGUGUACAGCGAGCCUAGCAAGAUUUACGACUCCGAAGGUGAGCCAUUGAAUCAGCAACGAGCCGGUGAACCCGAACAGAACUACGAGGUGGACGAAUCGGUCAGUGUGAGCAGUAACGGGAACGUUCACGGGCCUCAAUUGAUUCUUAACGAACCCUCGAACGCUUCGGAAGUCGAGGACGGCCACAAAGUCGGUUACGUGGUCGAGGGAAGGAACUACAGGAAGUACAGGGUCGAGGAAAGGACUCCGGAUGGCUUCAUCGUUGGGGAAUACGGUGUGGUUAGCCACGAUGAUGGCUCGUUGAGAGGUGUACGGUACACAGCCGACGGGACCAUCAAUCCUCGACUGAUUUACGACGCAUUGAUGAAGUUCCUUGCUCUGUGAGAGAAUCAUUGGACGGGGAUGAUUGUAGAUUUGUACGGAGGCGGGUCGACCAGUCGCGUUGCUUUGCUCGAUGAUACGGGGAUGAAGUAAAUAUACAAACGACUGAUUUUUUUUUACUGCUUUAAUGAUCGGAUGAUCAUUUUGGACAGGCCUGUCUAAAGGCUGGUUCAGACACGACUAAAUUACUAGCCGUGUCUGAACCAACCUUAACUGCUAGAAGCGAAUGAACCACUGCUCCCACUCUUACCGCUUCAGACUUCCCCCACCAUCCAUUAGUGUCAGUAGUUUCUCGCUAGAUGCUAUAUCUGCUAGGAUCAGGAAUACGCGUCAAAUAUUGGAAGAGUCGGGGAACCAACUGGAAGAGUGGGGGGAGCCGAGCGCGAGCUGCGUGGUAGGGGAAGGAGUCACGAGUGGCCCGCGGGCCGCAGGUUAGACAGGCCUGAUUUAGAAGUUAGGAGUUAACGAAUUUAGGUCGAAAGAUAAAGAAUGGGUUUCUGAUGGUAAAAGUGACGAAAACUUGAUUAAUAUGGAUUUUAAUUAAUAAAAUAAAAUACUGUUCCCUCGAUUUAGAAUUUCAUAUAUUGAACAAUCUUUUUGAAUUCAAUGUCAAAUCGGUAAGAGUAGUUCUAAUAAGUCAGCUGGUCGAGCUGGUUAAUGCCGAUAGCAAUCUUCGUCACCGAGUUGUUUCUGCGGCCUGGAAAAGGUCACAGUGAUCCUCACGCUGGUCUCGCGACCGACUCUUUCAUCAAAGAGCUUGAAAUUAUAAAGGAUACGGAGUUGAACAGUAUUUAUGAACAACCAUGAGAAUACUAAAAAUUCAUGAACAUCGUAGUCAUUAAUUUAGAGCAUACAACUCAAAUACGUCUUUAUACCUUCAGAUUUUUAUCGAUCGUAUAUAUCCGCCCUUAACUUUCUAAGGGUUAAUAAUCAUCGGAGAACUCGUUCGAAGCAACGCGACGAGAUCGACCAAACGAAAAAUAAAUAUGACUGAUUCCUUCGCUCUUGCCAACGCAGCUGCCUCAACGAUUAAUUUUAAGGACUCUAACCACGGUAGCGAUCUGGGAUCUAAAGAAUUCAACGAUAAAACGUAUAAUUCCCUGUUUUGGGCGUCGAAGCACGUGUGCAUCCUAUCGAGCUGAAUGCUCGCUGGACGAUUCGAUCGGGGAAUUCGAAAUGACGCUCGUCCAUUGUGAAACUUGACAAAUGAAAGUGACUGCUCUGGGUGGCGAAAGUAUAUACGAACUUUUCUGUGCUACCAGAGAUGGCCUUUUCAGUGACUCCUUCAUCGAGGAACAUUUCUUUUCCCUUCGUUCGUCUAGCGAUUGCGUUCCACGUCGUGUGGAGAUCCUCGAUCGUCGCUCCUCGUAGUUGCGUCAUUUUUGUGAUCGCGUUAACCCUUUCGCUGCGAAACAUCUACACUUAUAAGUAAAAGUAAACGUUGUUGGUUGUAAGUAAAAGUAUUUGAUCAACGUUAGAUUCGCAAAUAAAAUAUGCUUACGAUUUUCAAUUAUGAAUAAACUAUACUUACAGGGUGUUAAAAAAUACCCUGAAGACCUCUACACCGCUGGAUAGAUCACGAAAAAUCGAAGUGAAAAGUUCUGUAGCAUUUUUCGAUGGGAUCAGUAGUUUAGCCACAUUUCGUUGUUGAAAAUUGAGUGACAGUUUGAGUGGCAAAACCCGCGGAGUAGGAGACUAGGCUAAACUACUGAUCUCAUCGAAAAAUGCUACAGAACUUAUCACUUCGAUUUUUCGUGAUCUAUCCAGCGGUGUAUAGGUCUUCAGGGUAUUUUUUAACACCCUGUAUAUUAUAAUAGAUUAGAUUGUGGUAUAGUAAAUUAUCAAUUGAAAAAUCGUUUAUUUUAAUUAACAUUUAUUGAAAAACUUUGUUAAUGAAUUUUAUGAUCACCACGAAAGAAAUACUGCAGCGAAAGGGUUAAACGCAAAAAAUAUUUUUCCUCGAGUGUUACGAUUAGAAAUAGUAAUUGAGAGAUGGCACGGUGUCUUGUUUGGUUACUAUUGCUUAUUUCGAUACUGAUUCUUACGACGGCACACUUGUCACUUUUUUUAUUUAACAAUUUAAAAAAAAAAUCAUCGCUUGCACUUAGAAAUUUCGUUUCCUGAAAUUCAGUGGAAAGUAGCCAAUUUCAAAUGCAAUUCAAUUUUGAAAUACCUUUUGUUAAAUACAAUACAGCAUGUUCGAUAAUUUUAAUUAAUUUUCGGUAAUAGAAACUACGUAAAUUGCAAGAAGCAAGUGACCAAUAUCAAUUUGCAAACUGUUCGCCGCGUAAAAUUGUAAAACAAUUACAAGAAAUGGAGCAACGGAAGAUCUUUAAAAAUGAAGAAUCGACUGAACGACUGGUCGCGUGUUUUCGUCAUGGCGACGCUUCUGUGAUGAAAAAGCUUAUCGAGAAGUCACAGCUGCCAGGGCCUCCCCCUUUUCGAAUUUCCCUUUAAUUAUAAGCUUAUUUAAUUCGGUUCAUUUAGCGUUAAGUAUUAGAAGGCUCCGCAGCUGCGAUGGACUUGCUGACUUGUCACGGCAGCGUAUCUGUGCCCCUUAAGUUUAGUAAUCUUCUUCGAAGUUUCUAAGACAUUCCCGCGUCAAGGAACUGUAGCUCACUCGACGAGAAAGCCGUAGAACGUAAGACGAUAUUAUUUUAUUUCGAGUUAACCCUUUCGCUGCGGGCAACGUAUAAUUACAGUCAAUAAUUAGUGUCGUUUAGUAUACACAUUAAUUCAAUAUUUUAAAUUACAAUUUGUAUGAUUUAUCUUUGACCUUUGUUACUAUUCUCAUUCAUUUUAUUCGUACUCUGAUCGAAUAUCGAAUUACAAUAAAAUAGAGCGUUAGAAUAAUUAACUUUCGAACGGCGGACCAUGGAGAAAGGCCUAAUUUGAAUUUACCUUUGUUUUCAAUUUUUAUUUUCUAAAUUUUACACUGUUCCUUGUAUUCAUUUUUCAAGUUUGGGUCUAGAUUGACCCAGAAGAGGGUUCAAGGGUUAAAAGAAAAUUAUUCGCCAAAUGGUAGUGAUUGAUUAUUGAUUAUUGUAUGAUAUAGACCGUAGCUAAAGGGUUAAAUAGCUCAUUCUUCCUCAUUACCUCAAUCUUUGAGAUAGUUCCUCCUGCCAUUUAAACGAAACGUAUCAUACGCGUACUCACCUUAAAUUAUACACGAUAUUUCGAUCGUUCCCAUGUGCAUGCGCUCAAACUUGAUCCCCCAAACGACAAUUGAAAAGCGAUUUCGAUCGCUGAUUUUCGAAACAUCGUUCGUUCGAAUGUUGCUCACCCUCGUAGAUUAAGUGCGUGUUCGUUGCCUUUACCUUUUGCAUGUAAGCGAUUAAAGUAUUCCGAUAUGUUACAAGUGAUAUCGUUUAUUCUAAGGACUUCAUUACGUUACGCGUACAUCGUAGUCUAAUGUUUAUUAUUCAAAUGAUUAUGCAUAGCGCUGUGCAACCAUUGUCAUUUCUCGAAUGCAACUUUGUAAUAAAUUCCAUUGUCAUAAUA
This is a messenger RNA of Osmia lignaria (orchard mason bee), 5898 nucleotides long. RefSeq lists its product as uncharacterized. Lineage: Eukaryota; Metazoa; Arthropoda; Insecta; Hymenoptera; Megachilidae. The record is from RefSeq and is a predicted model, not a curated record.